AUGGACGAGUUGAUAGUAGGUACUUACGAGGGUUUCCUGCUUGGUUACUCAAUUCGGACUGAAGAUUCAAUUGUGAAAUUGAAACAGACUUUCGCAACACAGUCACAUACAGCAUCAGUUCGGUGUGUUUCAAUCGGCGGCAAAUUCCUUGCUUCAGGUGGCACAGACGACAAAGUAGUUGUAAUCGAUUUGAAGACACGUAAAGAACAUACAGUUCUCAUGAAUCAUGAUGGGACUGUGAACAGCAUUGCAUUUACACAUAGCGGGACGCAUUUAUUGACGGGCAGUGAUGAUGGUUCUAUCAUUGUUACAAGAACUGGAAAUUGGCAAAUCGAAAAGAUAUGGAAAAAGGCUCAUGGAGGCCAACCUGUAAUCGCUAUUGCUGUACAUCCAUCAGAUAAACUGGCUCUCAGUAUUGGAGGUGACAAAACAUUGAGGACGUGGAACUUGAUCAAAGGUCGUCCAGCAUUUACAAUCAAUCUUGCAAGUAAAGGUGUACUGAUGCCCACAGAAAUCAAAUUUUCUCCAGGGGGUGAUAGAUUUUCUUUAGUUUCUCAGCAAACUGUAGAUGUUUGGACGAUAAGUAAGGCUGGACUAGAAAAAAGAAUUACUUGUAGCUCAAAGCCAAUAGCUGUACAAUGGUUGACAGAUGAAAGAUUAUACGUAGGAUUAGAGAAUGGAAAUAUAAUCACUUUAACUGUAACUGAUACUGAAGCACUGACUUACCAGGCACACAAAACAAGGGUUAAGUCACUACAUUAUGAGAAUGAACUGUUGUACUCAGCAUCAGGCUCUGGAGAACUAAAAGUUUGGUCCGUAGAAGAAUCAAAUCUAGUAGAAAUAAGCUCUUGCAAUGCUGCUUGUAGAGUGACAUGUGUUACAUUGAAUAGACAAAACCAUCUUAUUAAAAAGGAGGAGCAGAAUGACAUUAAAGAUGAAGAAAAAGUAGUUAGUGAAGAAAGUGAUGAUUUAGAUGAAGCUGAAGAAGUUACAGCCACAUCUAAGAGGAAACCAGGAGCAUUUGUCACUAUAAAUUAUGGUGAUGAAAGAAAUGAUGAGGAGAGUGACAAAGAAUUUAAACCACCACCAAAAAAGAAAUGUAAAAAAAGGAAGAGAAACAAAAAGCCCAAAAAUCAAAUCAAUGUUGAAUAA
Messenger RNA from Arctia plantaginis, 1152 nucleotides. NCBI's taxonomy places the organism in Eukaryota, Metazoa, Arthropoda, Insecta, Lepidoptera, Erebidae. The record is from the annotation of a GenBank genome assembly.